Haemorhous mexicanus (house finch) is the source of this 1412-nucleotide messenger RNA. RefSeq names its product solute carrier family 30 member 3 (gene SLC30A3). Gene Ontology annotation, biological process: response to zinc ion; zinc ion transmembrane transport. The record is from RefSeq and is a predicted model, not a curated record. Lineage: Eukaryota; Metazoa; Chordata; Aves; Passeriformes; Fringillidae. Gene Ontology annotation, molecular function: zinc ion transmembrane transporter activity. Gene Ontology annotation, cellular component: plasma membrane.
AUGGAGCCCCCGACCGGCACCGAGACCGCCCGCCUGGUCAGCCCGCGGGGCGGGCGCGCCGACGGCAGCCUGCGCCUCAAGAGUCUCUUCACAGGCUCUCCAGACCCCUCAGCACCGGCGGCGCCCCCGGCUCCGGAUCCGCGCUGCCGCUGCAGCCCCCCGACCCCCAGCUCCGGGCAGGGCAGGCUCCAGGCCCGCCGGCAGCUGAGCGUCGCCUGCGCCGUCUGCUGCCUCUUCAUGGUCGGGGAGGUGAUAGGUGGCUACCUGGCACACAGCCUGGCCAUCAUGACGGAUGCAGCCCACCUGCUGACGGACGUGGGCAGCAUGUCCGUCAGCCUCUUCUCCCUCUGGGUCUCCAACCGCCCGCCCACCAAGACCAUGACCUUUGGCUGGCACCGCUCGGAGACACUGGGUGCGCUGGCCUCUGUCCUCUCCAUCUGGGUUGUGACCGCGGCCCUGGUCUACCUGGCGGCCGCCCGCAUCAUCAGCAACGACUACGAGAUCGAGGCUCGAGCCAUGCUGGCCACGUCUGCCUGCGCCGUUGGCGUCAAUCUGGUCAUGGCCUACAUCCUGCACCAGUCCCCGGCUGGCCAUGGCCAUGGCACAGGGGCCUACGAGCAGCUGGAGAGCUCUGUGUCCUGCCAGCCCAGCCACAGCCCCCUGCCCGGCAGCACCAGCGUGCGGGCAGCCUUUGUCCACGUGGUGGGUGACUUGCUGCAGAGCGUCAGCGUCCUCGUGGCUGCCACCAUCAUCUACUUCAAGCCCCAGUGCAAGAUUGCAGACCCCAUCAGCACCCUCUUCUUCUCGGUCUUCGUCCUUGGCUCCACCAUCACCAUUCUCAGAGACGUCUUUAGGGUCCUCAUGGAAGGUGGAGCAGCACCAGGAGGAGUCAGCAGGCUGUCCCCACUGCCAGGACCCACGAACCUGAGACCCCCACACUGCUACGUUGGGCCAGAUGUGGCCCUGGCCCCAAAUCCUUGUGCUAGAGCAGGGCAGUGCUUGAGAUCCCAUCCCCUCCUCUACCCACCCCACUGCUGCAGAGCCCUGCGGUGGGACAGUGACUCCAGUGUGGUGUUGGGGGGAUGGACACAUGGCCUGCCCUGUGGAGCACAGGGGCUCCCUGGAAUCUUUUACUCCUUGCUGUGUCACAGCUCCUGAGGAGGCAGAAUCCUGCCCCACCACCUAGUCCCCAGGGAGCCUGUCUGUCCUGGCAGGAAGAGACAUCCCCCAUGGGGGACCUCAGACCUGGCCUUGGCCCCAGCCCCCCCCGCUGCUGCCUGGGCUCUGUCUGAAUGCUCCUGUGCCUGGCCCUGACCCAUUCCCUCUGCUGAGUUGUGCCUGUGCCUCUGGUGUCCAUCUAUCCAUCUGUGCCAGCAGCGGUGCCAGCGCUGCCAAUAAAUGUGUUGGAGCAG